Messenger RNA from Ilyonectria robusta, 195 nucleotides. RefSeq lists its product as uncharacterized. The record is from RefSeq and is a predicted model, not a curated record. The transcript has a single exon. Gene Ontology annotation, molecular function: FMN binding; oxidoreductase activity. The annotation marks the transcript as partial. NCBI's taxonomy places the organism in Eukaryota, Fungi, Ascomycota, Sordariomycetes, Hypocreales, Nectriaceae.
CUCAUAGGAGCUGGAGGCUACACUGCCGUCAGCGGAGUUCUCACCGUCGAGGAGGGGAAAGCAGAUGCCGUGGCGUACGGUCGCCGCUUCAUCUCCAACCCAGACUUGGUCCAGCGUCUGCGCCUCAGACAGCCCCUGACUCCUUACGACCGCGACACCUUCUACAGCCACGGCGCCAAGGGCUAUACUUCCUAU